Molecule: messenger RNA, 458 nt
Organism: Micromonas commoda
Lineage: Eukaryota; Viridiplantae; Chlorophyta; Mamiellophyceae; Mamiellales; Mamiellaceae
Exons: 1
Coding region: 178-345 (55 amino acids)
Source: RefSeq, a predicted model, not a curated record
GCGAGGCUCGCGCCGCUGAGCUCCGCGUCGAAAAGAGCCGCGGCGGCGGCGACGACGGGGCGGCGCGUGGUGCGCUCCAAGUCGUCUCUUCCGCCCGGUGAGUCAGCUUCGCCUCCGAGGAGCGGCGACGACGGGACCGUCGCUAAGAAGGGCGAGCCCCUCUCCGGGCUCAAGGGGAUGGGCCCGGGGUCCGUCGCGGCGCUGGCGGAGAUCGGGGUGUACACGGUGGAUGAUCUGGCGGCGAUGUCGGACGACGCCGUGGACGAGGCCAAACGGAACAGGCCGAGGCUCAAGCUCUCGCACCUGAGGAAGGUUGCCAGAGCCGCGGUGGAGCCGGAUCGUUGACCGAUCGUCGAGCGAACGCGAGUGGAGGUUGUGGGGGGACGAGCGUCGAGGGAUUAGUCUCGGUGAUGAUUAGGCCAAGUGUUGGCGCAUUUGUGACGAUUCAGAUCGGUGCU